Molecule: messenger RNA, 1768 nt
Organism: Achroia grisella
Lineage: Eukaryota; Metazoa; Arthropoda; Insecta; Lepidoptera; Pyralidae
Product: superkiller complex protein 8-like
Exons: 7
Coding region: 317-1270 (317 amino acids)
Cellular component (GO): Cdc73/Paf1 complex
Molecular function (GO): protein binding
Source: RefSeq, a predicted model, not a curated record
UAGAGAAUCAAUAAAUCUAACUAACCAGUAAUUUAUUUUCAUUUUUCUAAGAAAUACAUAGUCACAGUAUGUAUUGUAUGUACAUAUUGGCAGUGUGGUCUAUAUUUCUUAGCCUGUGCUCGGGGCCCAUGAUUUAAAAAUGUCAAUGUCAACGUCGUCAACUGUCAAAAUAAUUUUUGAAAGAAUUUUAUUGUUAUUUAUUGGUUAUGUAUUAUUAUUUACUUUAAAAAUGCAUUUAUUAGUUUAGUUCUAAAUAGAUUACUAUUGUAACAAAGUGGUUAUUAUAAUACUGUAUUUAAUUAAACACGCUUCCAAAAUGCCUACUACAUCUAUGUACUCUAUUCUAUUAAAAAAGGAAAAUGCUCACGAUGACCCUAUCUACACGUGUGCUUGGGUAAAAACAAACACAACAGGAAACCCCAAUGACAUUGCCAAAGACUUCAUAGUUACAGGAGGUUUAGAUGGUUUAGUAAAGAUAUGGUUGUUCAACAAUAACAAAUUAAAUCUGGUUCACAACUUAGUGGGUCACAGUAUGGCAGUUGUCUCCGUAGCUGUUAGCCCCGAUGGCUAUACAAUAGCUAGUUCUUCAUUAGAUUCAAGCAUAAUUAUUUGGGAUCUGGUCUCUGGUAAUAAGGUAUAUGAAGUGCAGACAGGAGCAACUGAGACAUGGAAAGUGACAUUCUCACCAAGUGGCACACAGAUAGCGUCUGGUGGUCAUACAGGGAAAAUAAUUAUUUAUAGUGUUGAAAAAGGGAAACCAGACAAAAUUUUAGACACAAGAGGAAAGUUUGCAUUGAGUGUUGCAUGGAGUGCAGACGGCAAGUAUAUAGCGAGUGGUGCCAUGGAUGGCACAGUAUCCAUUAUGGAUGUGGCUCAGGGCAAGCUGUUGCAUACCAUUGAAGCACAUACUCAGUCUGUUCGUAGUGUCGCCUUUUCACCAAAUUCACAGCUUUUAACUACCGCCUCCAAUGAUGGAAACGUGAAGAUUUAUAAUGUCGCAAGUGCAAACCCUCAAAGCAAGCUUCUUCACAACACGUGGGCGUUGUGUGCGAAUAUUUCUUCCGACGGUACACGCGUAGCCACCGCUGCCGCCGACGGCCGCGUCCGUGUCGCUCAACUGGACGGUCUGAAGGUCCUCAACGAGUUCCAUGAACAUACAGACACUGUGUGGUGUCUCCAAUUCAACGCUAGUGGUGAUAAAUUAGUUUCAGUGUCCAAAGAUAAGUGUAUAAACAUUUAUGAAUGUCCGCUACCACCGAAAAAGAGAUAGUGAACAAUGUAAUAAAGUUAAAAAACUUAUUUUUAUUGCAAUAAAAACUAUAUUGGCUAAACAUCAUUGUAUUUAUUUCAGCUAAUGAUAAUUUGUUACUUGGAGAAAAUUUACAAGAGAUGCAGUGUCUCUUGUCGUUCAUAGAAAAAUAAUCUUAAUUGCUAAAUAAAGUGCAUUAUCCUUAUAAUUUAGAUAUAUGUAGAUUGUAACUAAUAUUAUAAAUACAAAAGUUUGUUUAUUACUCUUCCGUGCCGUAUUAACUUACCCCUCAUGAUAUUUGAUAUAUACGUAGCAUUUGGGAUGAAGAACUCUAUAGAGUAGGCAGUUUUUAUCUUGGUCAUUCAUAUACCAUAUACGUGGGUGGACGAUAUUGCGAGUAGAAGCUUGUAAUUUGUAUUUUGCUCCUUAGGAUCGAUACAUACAGUCUUAAACCACAGAAAUGUGAAUAUAAGUAAUCUAGCUGUUGUAACUGGCUAAUCAGAUAUGUAUUUUAUGUUC